Molecule: messenger RNA, 2774 nt
Organism: Contarinia nasturtii (swede midge)
Lineage: Eukaryota; Metazoa; Arthropoda; Insecta; Diptera; Cecidomyiidae
Gene: Cow
Product: proteoglycan Cow
Exons: 11
Coding region: 208-1365 (385 amino acids)
Biological process (GO): establishment of protein localization to extracellular region
Molecular function (GO): protein binding; calcium ion binding
Source: RefSeq, a predicted model, not a curated record
UGUAAUUCUUCUUAAGUGAAAAAAGCGUUUCAUAAAACGGAGGAAAAAAUUGAUUUUGCACUUUGCUCACAAUUAAAUUUCUAAAUUCAAUUUGAACGUGCACGUCUUUAUCAAUUUAAAUCGAUUUGAUUUGGCAUUCGAGGCUAUUUUCAGUGAUAGAAAGGCGAUUUAUUUUUGAAGAGAGACAAAAAUAAAACAAAAGUCAACAUGAAUUUCAUUUGGGCAAUAUUGGCAUUGUCAAUUUUUGCCAACGAUUGUUUGGCAAAAAAGAAAAAGCUCGACUUGGACUUUGAAUUUGUUGACAAGGUGGAGAAAGAUGUACAACGUAAAAGAAAACAAUGGAUAUAUGAUCCAAAAAGUGACCUAUGCCAACCCCUCAAUUGUAAAAAGCGUGAAUUGUGUUUACUCGAAGACGCUUUCACAGCGCUUUGUGUUUCAAAAGCGAUGCUCCAUAAAAAUCACGAUGAAAUUAUUAGCGUAUCAACCCAAAAAGUAGCGAGAGUUGGCGAUGCAAAUGGUAAUAUUGACACCCCCAAAUUUUCAGACGAAAUCUAUUUGACUGAUGACUAUUAUGGCAAUCCAAAGAAGUGCAAACAGUGCCCAAGUAGUAAACAAUCAUCGUUUGUGUGUGGUUCCGAUAAUCGAACAUAUUCGGCUGCAUGCCGUCUAGAUUAUCACAAUUGUGUCCAUAAUUCACAAAUAAAAGUCAAUUGUAAAGGUUUUUGCCCAUGCAAAGUCGUAGAUGAAUGUCAAACACAGGAACUCCAAACAAUUGGAAAUCGUCUGUUGGAUUGGUUUUCUGUCAUAAUGACAGAUACGAAAAAACAAAAACGUCGUAUUGCAAAAUCUGAAGCACAUUUUCCAGCUGCUUGCAAGAUCGAAGCAAAAUGGAUGUUUGGCCACCUAGAUAUCAAUAACGAUGGAUCACUGUCAACAUCGGAAUUGUUCGAUUUGGAACACGAUCAAAAUGAGCGAUGCAUCAAACCGUUCAUUGAUACAUGCGAUGUUGAUAAUGAUGCCAGUUUAUCAACACGCGAAUGGUGCCGUUGUUUCGAAAAGACGGAUCGUCCAUGUGCAGCAAUUCGAAGACGAAUUAAAUACGACCUACUCGCCAAAGACGCAUAUGUGCCCGAUUGCGACAUUCAAGGAUUCUAUCGGCCAACUCAAUGCCAUAGCAAAAUUGGUAUCUGUUGGUGUGUUGAUAAGCAUGGUGUGGAAUUUGCCAAUACACGCAAACGAGGGAGACCGACUUGUGACGAAGUAACCAAAAAUGUGGUAUCUCAACCGUCCGAUGAUGAAGAUGAUGAUGACCUAGAUACCUACGACGAUGCUGAAGCGAGCGGAAAUGGUCCACUAAACUAUUAAACACAACUUUCUUCACACACGCAAAUAUCAGGCACAUGCAAAACGUGCAUAUGCAUACAAUGCGACAAAAUAAUAAUAAUAAAAAAACCAAAACCCAAAAUGAAACGCAAAUCACGUAAACUGCAGUAAAUCCAACCAUUUUGUUUAUUUUAGCUCAUUUUCGGUCUUUCAUCUAUCCGUCUUACAUAGAUUAAAGCAUUUGAUAUAAGACUAUAUAUUUUCUAUAAUUGUUCACCCCGUUAAAUUCCAUAACCGAACCCAAUAUUGGUUUUUCUCUCUCACAAUAACUCUCAACACAUUUGUAUCACUCAUAUCUUAACAUUAAUUUUUAAUAUUUUUGUCCGUCUAGUUUCGUGUGAGAGAUUCAAAGGGUUUUAGUUGAUUUUCAAUUGAAUGUGAGUAGAGAGAGAUAGAGAGAGAUUCAUUGUCUCGACUUUUUUGUUGUGUUCAACUUUGGUUUCUUUUUCCACUUUUUUGCAGUGUGUCCAUAAUAUAUAGAAAUAGCACUAAAUAGUGUCGAUAUCUAUACUAUAUCGGUCCACUAUAUAUGGAAGAUAUUCCCGCACGGCACCGUAUCUCACGAUCGAAGUGAGUGUAGACGGGAAAAAUCACAAGUUGCCGUGCGGCAGUAGAAAGAACUGUGUGUAUGCGUCAACAUUUUUGCCGUCUGCACUCACUUCGAUUGUGAGUUACGGUGUCUUGCGGAAAUAUCUUCCAUAUAUAGUGCACCGAUAUAGUAAAGAUAUCGACACUAUUUAGUGCUAUUUCUAUAUGUUAUGGACACACUGCUUUUUUGAAUAAUAUCAGUUGAAAUAAAGGUAUUUAAGUUUACUAACGAAUUACCAUUUUUUCAGCAAAACGUAAAUUAAGAAUUAAGCGAUAAGAUAACGUAGACCUAAAUUUUGAAUUAGUUCACAACUAAAUACAUAAACAAAAUGAAAACGACUAUUAAUUCACAUUCUAGAUAAUAAUUAAUCUAUAGAUAUCCAGUCGAUAGGGAAUAUGUUGAGCUCGGUUUGCCGGUCGAUUUAAGUACGGUCGGUCCGGGUGUCUCAUGCCAUCGUCUAUGCGAUGUUCAAUAUAUAUAUACAGGGUGUCUCAAAUAAGGUUGGUAUAAUUUUUAAAAAUCUGCUCUGAUAGAAAUUUUGGAAAUAAAAUUCAACGAAUUUCUAUCGAAGUAGAUUUUUGAAAACUAUUCCAACAAAAGGGAAAAACGAAAUUUAUACCCUCAGUAGUGAGCCACUUAUAUGACACAUCCUGUAUAUCAUUGAUACCGCUAACAAAAUCGACCCACUGAUUAUUUAGAUAAAAGAACGAUUGAAUAAAAACUGUAAUAAAACGGCCAAUGAAUUUAUUUAAAAUUAAAAUCAAAAUAUUUUCAAUGGCUAUUAUAUAUAUAGAAAGAGACA